UUUAUCCGAUAGGAAAACAACGUGUCAGCUGUAUGCUCCACGUUUAGUCUGUGAUUUCAAGUAAGAUAAUAAUACGGUAAAAAGAUCAUCAGACAGGAAGAGAUUUUUUUUAACUGGACCUCCACAAAAACCGAGAGAGGAUAGAAACGGGGCGAUGGAUAUAGGAAACAUGGAGCCCGUGCAUGUAAACGAGAUUCAAGGAGUGUGGUUGUACUUGAAACAGAUUGACUUCAGCGAGCCUUGGUUUACAGGACUGGGUAUUUUCCAUUUGACAUGUUUCAUGAUAACGGCGAGUACGAGGAACAGCUCGAUGCUGCAGUGUUUACACUUCAUGGUUUUGUUGUUAUUGGUAUUUUUUGCUGAGAUGAUAAAUGAAUGGGCAGCUAACAAUUGGAAACUUUUUGCCAGACAGCAGUACUUUGACAGCAAUGGUUUAUUUAUAUCAGUCGUGUUUUCCACACCAGUUCUUAUCAACUGUCUUGUAAUAGUGGUAUUAUGGCUGAAGGACAUGAGUUUUAUGAUGUCUGAGACCAGGCUACUUAGAAUGACACGAAAAGAGGAUGCAAAUGCAAAGAAACAGGGCGCAGAGGAAAGCAAGAAGGACCAGUGAAAAGUGCCUGGAAAACCAGAGGAUCAUGUCUAGACUAUGGAUAAUAUAUAGCUCGCGUGACAUCCAUAUUAGCGUCCAUUAGUGCUAAUGACUGAUCGUGGACUUAGGUAUGACGCAAACAGCUGUAUAGCAGGGUUAAAAGGAAGGAAUUUAAAAUACGGCUAGAGGGAGAGACCCAAACACUGAGUUGUUUAUAUAGUAACCAUAGUUACGAAGGUAAAGGACUCGUCAUGGGUACAAGUUAAGUCUUUUACAGUCUUUAUGGUUCUGGACUCAUUUUUGUGGGCAAGUCUUAAAUGUUACUAUGGAUAUGGACUCAUUGUGUGAGCGAGUCUUACUAUGAAACUAUGGUUACUUUUUCUGCAAAGACACAACCCGCUAAAUACAGAGCCAAUAAUAAUCCCUAUCGAGGUCAUGUGACAGGGCCACUAGUCCCGAAAUACACCCGAAAUAUAUCCCACGACAAGAACACACAAAACAUAGGGAAAUACGCAAAAAGAAGGGACUGCGAAAAAUUACUUUUACAGUAAAUUUUGAUAUUUAUUUUAUCCUGAUAUGAGAUAAUUUGUUAAAUUUUGUUCAUUUGACGCUAGAGACAAAAUUAUAUCAGGAAUAGGUAAAACUCAAAAUUAACUGUUCAAGUUCUUUGUCUUCUUCAUAGGUUGACGGGUUAUAUUAUAAGGUUUUGCUGAUGUACAUAGCCUGUAAUUUGUCAAAAUGUUGUAAAUAUGUUUAAACUGUUGACUUUAUAAAGCCAAAAAAA
Mizuhopecten yessoensis (Yesso scallop) is the source of this 1373-nucleotide messenger RNA. Its product is annotated as transmembrane protein 18-like. Gene Ontology annotation, cellular component: nuclear membrane. The transcript has 5 exons. The coding region runs from base 155 to 610 and encodes 151 amino acids. The record is from RefSeq and is a predicted model, not a curated record. Lineage: Eukaryota; Metazoa; Mollusca; Bivalvia; Pectinida; Pectinidae.